AUGCCUGUAGAUCCAGCGGGUGCAGAACUACAGAUCCAACUGUGCAAGGGAGGAAGACUGCACGAAGAAUAUGAGCUCCUCCUCCUCAGGUCAGUCAUCACCUCCUCGUUCAAUCUUGGUGCUUUGAAGCUUGAAGCUCUGUUUCUCUGUGUAGAUCUAGAUCGACAGAGGCAACGUGCAGUGGAAGUGUACAUGAACAUCCCUGAUGCUGAAGUUCAAGGAGAAGUUGGUUCUGCUCCAGCCUCCUCAGUUGCAUCAGGCUCUACUGCUGCUGCUGGUUCAGCAGCAUCAACUGCUCCCGAUGUUGCAUCUCUUGUGGAAAAGGCCCUAGCAAAACUGCCUCCAGAAAUGGUUGCUGAAGCUAAAGAUCCCAAGAGGAAGGCUAAGUCUCGAGACCCUGGAUGGAAGUUUGGAUGGUGGCCAGAUAUUGCAAAGAAGGACGCUAUGCAAUGUAUUUUUUGUAAGAAGAUAACUCCCUCAGGAAUUAGUAGGUUUAAACAACACCUUGCUGGAAGUUAUGGUGAUGCACUUGGAUGUCCAAAUUGCCCUGAGAUUAUUAAGCGAGAGAUGGAUGCUUACAUCAAGAAGAAUACAAGGUCUGCAGUUGUGGUAGUUCCUGAAGUUCAACAAGAUUCUGAAGAGGGUGAAGGUGAUGAAGUUGAACCAGAAAAAGUGGCUAGUUCUGGUACAAAGACCAAGAAAAAGCAAGCACAAGCAAAGAAGAAAGUAGCUCAAUCUUCCAUCGCUGCCUAUAUGGCUGCUGCUGGUUCAUCAAAACCAGCAAAUCAAAAGAACACCAAGUCAGUUGUUUCCAUGCUUCGGAAGACACCAGAAGAGGUAGUUUCAGAAAGGCAUAAAUUCAAGACUUCUCAGCCUACUAUAGAGCAUUGCACAAAGAAAGAGAACAAACAAGUUGUUGAUGACCAUGUAGCUGAUUUCUUUUAUGAAAAUCGUAUACCAUUCAAUGUCAUUAACUCUAGAAGCUGGGAGAUUAUGCUUGAGUCAAUUGGACAGUAUGGACCUGGGUACCGCUCACCAUCCUACCAUGAAAUUAGUGAGCCAUUGUUAGAAAGGGCUGUCAAUAGGACAACAGAACUGAGGAAGAAGCAUGAGGAAGCUUGGAAAGAGUAUGGUUACACUCUGAUGUCUGAUGAUUGGACAGAUACUAGCCAUCGUCAUCUAAUCAAUUUUCUUGCAAACAGUCCAGCAGGGACAUUCUUCCUAGGUUCAGUUGAUGCAUCAAGUGAGGUAGCUGAUAUGAAUUUGCUAGCAUAUUUGUUAGAGAAGCAAAUUGACAAGAUUGGGAGGGAAUACGUGGUGCAGAUUGUCACAGACAAUGGGUCCAACUUCAAGGCAGCGGGAAGGAUUCUAAUGGAGAGGAUCCCGCACUUGUUUUGGACACCUUGUGCUGCCCAUUGCCUGAAUUUGUUGCUGCAAGACAUUGGAGAGAUAAAGGAGUUCAACGCUGUCAUAAAUUCAGCAAAGAAGUUGAGCAGAUUUCUAUACAAGCAUGGGAGGAUACUUGAUCUAAUGAGACAGAAAAUAGGUGGGGAUCUUGUGAGGCCAGCUGUGACUCGAUUUGCUACUUCUUAUCUCACUUUGGCAAGUAUGUAUAAAAAUAAGCAAGGCUUGAGAAAUUUAGUCGUCAGCGAGGAAUGGCACAAUAACAGCAUGUCUAAGUCUGUUGAAGGCAAACGAGUUGAGAAUAUUAUCCUAUCUGUGCCAUUUUGGACUAAAUUGGAAUAUUGCUUGAAAGCUUCACAACCACUUCUCGUUGCUCUAAGGAUUGCAGAUGGGGAUGAGACACCAGCAGCUCCUGAGAUCACUGCAGCCAUGGAUGUUGCAAAAAGCACCAUCAAAGAAUCUCUAAAAGAUAAAACUGAAUUACUUGGCCAGGUGCUGGCGUUAUAUGAUAAGAGGUGGGAUACCCAAAUGGAACAAAAGCUAUAUGGGGCAGCCCUAUUCUUGAAUCCAAACAAGUUCUUUGCCAUAAGGGAGAAAGACAAGAGACAAGCUGCAAGGUUAAGAGGCAUGUUCAAUCAAGUUCUAUGGAAAAUGGUGACCGAUGACAAUGUGUCAACCAAGAUUUCGCAGCAAGCUGAUGACUAUGAACAAUCUGAAGGUGAAGGCUUCUCAAUGCCUUUAGCUAUAAGGGACAGAGACAAAAAGAACCCUAUUCGUUGGUGGUGUUCAUAUGGUGGCCAUGCAUUUGAACUACAAUGUUUAGCAAAGAAAAUUAUCAGUCUUUGUUGCGCAGCAUCAGGUUGUGAGCAUAACUGGAGCGAAUUCUCUAGUAUUCACACCAAAAAGAGGAAUAGAUUAGGGCACAAGAGGCUAAAUAAAUUGGUUUAUGUCAGUUACAACAAAAAGAUGACAAAUGGGUUUCAAAAAAUUCGAGAACUUGGUUGCAAAGGAAAGAGGAGCAACCCUCUCUUGCUAGAAGAGUUUCAGUGGGACAGUGAAUGGGUUGAUGAGAAUUGUGGGGAGCUGCCUUGGGCUGUUGUGGAUGAAGCUAUUGGUGCAUCUGAGAAUCUAAGGGCUCAUAACUUGCCUAGGGUUGCUUUGCUAGCCGUCUUUGUAGCCACUGUCCCUUUGUCAGCAGCAGCCAGCAAGACAAGAAAGGGCUCUGCAGCAGCCAGGUUGCAGAUGCAGAUCACUGUGGUUGAGGCAGCCAUGCGUGAAGAAUCUUUUCAGCUUAGGCUAAUCAGCUUUUGA
Miscanthus lutarioriparius is the source of this 2715-nucleotide messenger RNA. NCBI's taxonomy places the organism in Eukaryota, Viridiplantae, Streptophyta, Magnoliopsida, Poales, Poaceae. The record is from the annotation of a GenBank genome assembly.